UAUCCGGAAACUGUGAAGUGAACAAAAUGGAGAACCUUUCUUCAGUUACGUUCCGCCAUUGUUACAGCUCCUUGUUUUUUCAUCAGCAACAGCGAAGAUAUAUAAUUUAUCAUUCUUCGGCUCGUUGUUCACUGGACAUCAAGCAUGCGUCGUUCGAAUCUAUACCAAUCUCAAAUACUCUGGAACCGUCGUCUUCAAGUUGGGAUUUUUAUCCGUUGAAGGAGCUCAAUGGAUGCAAAAAUCUGGUUUCUGUUAAAGCUACCCAUGCUCGGAUGAUGAAGUUAUUCGAUCGAUUCGAAUUGGAGUUCAUCGCCAAGUGCUUGAUCACUCGUUACCUUGAAUUCGGAGAAUUUGGGUAUGCUAGUUCUGUUUUCUUCCUGGGUUUCCCGAGGAUUCAAGUUUCAUGGUGGGAUUUAUUGGAAGAGAUCGAUCAUUUCGGAAUAGAAAAGUACAAGGUUUUAGAAGAAUUUGUUCAGCUACAGAACAAAGGAGUAAAUUUCGAUGGAGUAGUUCUCGCAAUGGUUUUGAGAAUUUGUGCUAUGUUAAUGUAUAGGUUACUGGGUUUAACUAUCCAUGGCGGUUUGAUCAAGAGAGGACUCGAAUGUUCAGACACACGCGUAGCUUCUGCAUUGAUGGGAUUCUAUGGAAGAUGUGUGAGUUUGGAUAUUGCUAGCAAGAUAUUCGAUGAAAUGCCUAAAAGAGAUGAUCUUGCAUGGAACGAGAUCGUAAUGGUAAACUUGCGGGGUGGGAACUGGGAAAAGUCUGUGAAAUUUUUCAGAGAGAUGCAGUUUUCUGGUGCAAAAGCUUAUGAUAGUACAAUGGUUAAGCUUUUGCAGGUUUGUAGCAACGAACAAUGUUUUGCGGAAGGGAGACAGAUUCAUGGGUAUGUUCUGAGACUUGGAUUUGAAUCAAACGUGUCAAUAUGUAACUCCUUGAUUAUCAUGUACUCAAGGAACGGCAAGCUUGAAUCAUCUAGAGAAGUCUUUAAUUUAAUGAAAGAACGGAAUUUGUCUUCCUGGAACUCGAUUGUGUCGAGUUAUACGAGAUUUGGUUAUGUUGAUGAUGCUAUGCGUCUCCUGGAAGAAAUGGAGACAUAUGAUCUGAAACCAGAUAUAGUGACCUGGAACUCUCUUCUGUCAGGUUAUGCUUUUAUAGGCUUAUCCAGGAAUGCCUUUGGGAUAUUAAAGAGACUGCAAAUUGCUGGUCUGAAGCCAAACACGAGCUCAAUAAGUAGUCUUCUUCAAGCUGUUGCUGAACCGCGGCUUCUUAAACUUGGAAAAGCGAUGCACGGAUAUGUAAUAAGAAAUCAGCUUUGGUACGAUGUAUAUGUAGAAACUACAUUGAUCGACAUGUAUAUUAAAACUGACUGCUUGCAUUACGCCCGGAUGGUUUUUGAUAUGAUGGAUGAGAAGAACAUUGUUGGUUGGAAUUCACUCAUCUCUGGACAUUCAUACGCCGGUCUGCUAAAAGAUGCUGAAGCUUUGAUGAGUAGAAUGGAGAAGGAAGGGAUCAAACCUGAUGCUGUUACAUGGAACAAUCUGGUUUCAGGGUAUGCGAAUUGGGGCAAAACAGAUAAAGCUUUGGCUGUGAUAGGGAAGAUGAAGGAGAACGGUGUGAUACCCAACGUGCUAUCAUGGACAGCCAUUUUGUCCGGAUGUUCCAAAAAUGGAAACUUCAGGAAUGCUCUCAAAGUUUUCACUAAAAUGCAGGAAGAAGGUGUCAGUCCAAACACAGCCACUAUAUCCAGCUUGCUUAGGAUAUUAGGUUGCUUAAGUCUACUACAGAGUGGCAAAGAAGUUCACAGCUUCUGUUUGAGGAACAAUUUGAUCCACGAUGCAUAUGUAGCAACUGCACUAGUAGAUAUGUAUGCAAAAUCAGCAGAUCUGCAAAGCGCGACUGAGAUUUUCUGCGGCAUUAAGAACAAACCGCUAGCUUCUUGGAACUGUAUGAUCAUGGGAUAUGCUAUGUUUGGGCGGGAAGAAGAAGGGAUUGCUAUUUUCACUGCAAUGCUUGAAGCAGGCAUUGAACCGGAUGCCAUAACAUUCACCUCUGUCUUGUCUGUCUGUAAGAACUCAGGUCUUGUCCGUGAAGGGUGGAAAUACUUUGAUCUUAUGAGGUCUCAGUAUGGUGUUGUCCCGACUAUCGAACACUGCACUUGCAUGGUUGAGAUGCUGGGGAAGUCGGGUUAUCUUGAUGAAGCCUGGGAUUUCAUUCACACGAUGCCAUUAAAACCCGACGCAACUAUUUGGGGUGCAUUUCUUUCAUCCUGUAAAAUCCACAGAGACCUAGAACUCGCUGAAGUCGCGUGGAAGAGGCUACAAGUGCUGGAACCACACAAUUCAGCUAACUACAUGAUAAUGAUAAACUUGUACAGUAGUUUGAACAGAUGGGAAGAUGUUGAACACAGACGGAACUCGAUGAGGAUUCACAGGGUGAGAAUCCAGGAUCUGUGGAGCUGGAUACAGAUCGAUCACAAGGUCCACGUCUUCUAUGCAGAAGGAAAAGCACAUCCUAAUGAAGGAGAGAUAUACUUUGAGCUGUACAAAUUGGUUUCUGAGAUGAGAAAGUCAGGUUAUGUGCCGGACACAAGCUGUAUACACCAAGACGUAAGUGAAUCAGAGAAAGAGACACUGCUAAUGGGACAUACAGAGAAGUUAGCAAUGACCUAUGGCCUCAUCAAGAAGAAAGGCAUAUCUCCUAUAAGAGUGGUCAAAAACACAAAUAUAUGUUCUGAUUGCCACACUGUAGCCAAAUACAUAUCGGUUUUGAGACAUCGUGCGAUUGUUUUACAAGAGGGGACCCGAGUUCACCAUUUCAGAGACGGAAAAUGUUCAUGCAACGACUCUUGGUGAUAGUAUAGAUACAAUAGCUCUGUUUUUUUUUUUCUUACAAUGG
Molecule: messenger RNA, 2895 nt
Organism: Capsella rubella
Lineage: Eukaryota; Viridiplantae; Streptophyta; Magnoliopsida; Brassicales; Brassicaceae
Product: pentatricopeptide repeat-containing protein At4g01030, mitochondrial
Exons: 1
Coding region: 27-2852 (941 amino acids)
Biological process (GO): RNA modification
Molecular function (GO): protein binding; RNA binding; zinc ion binding
Source: RefSeq, a predicted model, not a curated record